AACUAUUCAGUCAUUACUACCAUUUUUCUUGAGUGGUGGUUACUACUAUCACUAGUUACUGAUUUCCUGUUCGUCUUUCCUCUCUUCCAGAUGAUGGAGCCUCGCGUUUUCAAGGGAACCUUCCUCACGCCCACCUCACCUCCACUCCACGCCCGCGGGUUAAGUUGUCGUGAGGAUUUACAACCAACACCCACUCCUUAGGCGUUGGAGAGAUAAUAACCUUGUCCACGAAGACCUAAAGCGGUUUCUAAAACGAACGAAAACUGUGGUACGAGAUACGUGAUCUAAAGGAGAGAGAGAGAAAAAAAAAAAAAACUCGCCAUCAGCUGUAAUUACAGUGACGGAGAACAAACUUACAAACAAACAUAAAACGAACAACAAAUAGUUAUGAAACUGUGAACCCCCCUUCCUCUCCCCAUAAAAAAAAACUUGAAAAAAAAAAAAUCUCCCAACUCGAAAAUCAUCUUUUGGUCAUUCCUACAUCCUAAAAUAUUCACUUUCUUUCUCACAUUCCCCGUGAAAGAAAACCGACCCACCAUUCAAAAACUGGUCCAGAGAUCCGAGCGCACGAGUCAAGGUCGGGCUUCAGUUUGUCAUGGGUGACCGGAAUCUAUGUACCGCAGGAGCAUAGACAUGUCAGCGAGUAACAAUGUGCCGGGAAGUCAGUAUGGCGUGUCCCCCCAGCAGCUCCGUGAGCUCAUGGAGCUCAGGGGCGCCGACGCUCUACAGCGCCUUCAGGAGGAGUACGAGUCCGUCGAGGGCGUGUGCCAGCGCCUGCGGACGCACUCUACGGAAGGUGUUUCAAAUUCCACCGACGACCUCCUGCGGCGUCGGGAAGUCUUCGGCGCGAACGAAAUUCCUCCGAAGUCACCGAAGUCCUUCCUGAGACUGAUCUGGGAGGCCCUGAAGGACACCACGCUCAUUAUCCUUCAGGUGGCGGCCGUCGUGAGCAUCUGUCUCUCUUUCUUUCACGCUGAGGAUAGUUUUAUGGAAGAGGAAAGCUCUGCAGACCCUGGCCCAGUUCAGAGUGAAGAGCAGGAACAGGCGCCCCCAUGGAUCGAGGGCGUGGCCAUUUUAGCGGCAGUCGUUGUGGUCGUCUUCGUAACAGCCUUCAACGACUACAGCAAAGAGAGGCAGUUCCGAGGCUUGCAGAAAAAGAUCGAGAAUUCCAACAAGUUCUCGGUCGUGAGGGCAAGGAGCGUCGUGCAAAUUCCUGUCUCAGACAUAGUCGUCGGAGAUGUCUGUCAGAUCAAGUACGGAGACAUGCUACCCGCCGACGGCUUGCUCAUCCAAGGGUCUGACCUGAAGGUGGAUGAAUCUUCGCUGACAGGAGAGAGUGACCACGUCACCAAAACACCUGUGACAGACCCCAUGCUCUUCUCAGGUACGACUGUCAUGGAAGGAAGCGGCAGAAUGGUCGUGACAGCCGUGGGGGUGAAUUCCCAGGCUGGCAUCAUCAUGACACUUCUUGGUGCCACAGACAAAGGCAAGGACGGAACGAAAGGCAAAGACAAGGAAAAAAAACAGGAGGAGAAAACGGAAAAAUCUGUUCUUCAGCAGAAACUCUCCAGAUUAGCCAUUCAGAUCGGCUAUGCGGGCUCAGCCAUCGCAAUCCUGACCAUCAUCAUCCUGGUCGUGAAAUUCAGCGUCAAGACCUACGUGAUGGACGGUCUCCCCUUCAGCAUCCGCCACAUGAACACCUUCGUCCACCACUUCAUCAUCGGCGUCACGGUGCUGGUGGUGGCCGUGCCUGAGGGCCUGCCGCUCGCCGUCACCAUCUCGCUCGCCUUCUCUGUCAGGAAAAUGAUGAAGGACAACAACCUGGUGAGGCACCUGGACGCCUGCGAGACCAUGGGCAACGCGACCACGAUCUGCUCCGACAAGACGGGGACUCUCACGACCAACCGCAUGACGGUCGUGGCGGCGCACAUAGGGGGCCAGACGUAUAAAGCGCUCCCGACCUACGAAGUCCUUCCCGCCAACCUCGCCGAGCUCCUGGUCCUCGGGAUCAGCGUCAACACCAACUACACGUCGAAGGUUGUUCCCUCCGAAGUGCCCGGCGACCUCCCCAAGCAGAUCGGCAACAAGACGGAGUGCGCCCUGCUGGGUUUCGUGGGCGAGCUGGGCAAGAACUACCAGACGAUUCGCAACCACUACCCGGAGGAGAAGUUCGUCAAGGUGUACACUUUCAACUCGGCGAGGAAGUCCAUGUCCACGGUGAUCUCCCUCGGGGUCGGCGGCUUCAGGCUCUUCACCAAAGGGGCGUCAGAGAUCGUGGUGAAGAAGUGCGCUUACGUCCUGAACGAGAAGGGCGAAGUCGAGACGCUCUCCGUCGAAGACCAGAAGAAGAUCGAGGUUGACGUCAUCGAUCGCUUGGCGUCCGAAGGGCUGAGGACGAUCGGUCUCGCCUACAAGGACUUCGUGCCCUACCACGCCGAGCUCAGUCAGGUAGAGAUCGGCAGUUCUCCGCCUAACUGGGACGACAUGGAUGACACCGUGACCAAUUUGACCUUACUGGCUAUUUUAGGCGUGGAAGACCCGGUCAGGCCAGAGGUGCCCGAAGCGAUCCACCUGUGCCAGCGAGCGGGCAUCACCGUCCGAAUGGUCACCGGAGACAACAUCAACACAGCGCGUUCGAUCGCCACCAAAUGCGGCAUUCUCGCUGCCAAUGACACCGGCUUCGUCUUAGAUAGCAAGGAGUUCAACCAGAAGAUCCGGGACGAGAAAGGCGAGGUCUCCCAAGAAAUGUUCGACCAGGUGUGGCCUCGUCUCCGCGUGCUGGCCAGGUCGUCGCCGCAGGACAAGUACAUCCUGGUGAAGGGCCUGAUUGCCUCCAAGGCCACACCCACCAGGCAGGUCGUGGCGGUGACCGGAGACGGAACCAACGACGGGCCGGCGCUCAAAAUGGCCGACGUCGGCUUCGCUAUGGGCAUCACGGGGACAGACGUCGCCAAGGAAGCCUGUGACAUCGUUCUAACUGACGACAAUUUCACCUCUAUCGUCAAGGCUGUCAUGUGGGGAAGAAACGUUUAUGACUCCAUCGCCAAAUUCCUUCAGUUCCAACUGACUGUCAACGUUGUGGCUGUCACUAUUGCCUUCGUCAGCAUAUGUAUCAUUAGUGAUACGCCGCUGAAGACGGUGCAGAUGCUGUGGGUCAACCUCAUCAUGGACACCCUCGCCUCCCUCGCCUUGGCCACGGAGCCUCCCUCCCGCUCGCUCCUCCACCGCAAGCCGUACGGAAGGACGAAGGCCCUCGUGUCAGGGGUCAUGCUGAGGAACAUCCUGGGUCAGGCGGUGUUCAUGAUCCUCGUCAUCUUCCUGUUGCUCUUUUACGGUCACAUACUGGUCGACAUCGAAGACGGCCUCUACGCAGAACUGGGCGAACCUCCCUCGCAACACUUCACGCUUGUCUUCAACACGUUCGUUAUGAUGACGCUCUUUAACGAGGUCAACGCCCGGAAGAUCCACGGAGAGCAUAACGUCUUCGAAGGCAUUACCAAGAACCCGCUUUUCUAUUGCAUCUGGUUCGUCACUUUCGGUGCUCAGGUCGUCAUCGUGCAGCUGGGCGGCCUCGCCUUCUCUACCUCGGCCCUCAACCUGGAACAGUGGCUCUGGAGUAUUUUCUUCGGGAUCAUGACCCUCUUGUGGAGUCAGGUCGUCAACUCCAUCUUCUCUGCUAUCCACUACGGAAAGGGGAGAUCAACUGCAGUGCACCCGAUGCUGGACGGCGUCUCGGUUGACCCCCUGGAAACCUCCUUUACCAAGAAGAAAAGAGACGCGCAAAUCUUCUGGAUUCAGAGCAUUACCGACCUUCAGACGCAGGUGAUUACCGGGGAUGUGGAGGGACCGCUCCUGCCAGUUCCAAACAACAAGGCUCCGCGAGACCAGGCAAUACGUGUUAUCCGGGCGUUCCAGGCAGGACUUCACCAGCGCAUGGGGGAUAGCGGCGAAGAGGAGGGGGAGCCUGAACGCGUGGGAGUCAAACUUCGCCCUUCCCCGCCCGGGGUCAUCGACAACCCUUCCCUCGAUCUCCUCUCCGAGAGUGAGGACUACAUCAUGUCUGAAUUCGAGAGAAAGUGAUAAGAACGUCAUGGUGAUUAAGGUCCAGGAGAUGCCCAGUGGCACGCCUACCAAGAAACCGGAGUGGAACAUCCCGCAGCUUGAGAUCAACAGCAUCCCUCAGUCUCCAGUUUAACAGUGAACGGCGCAGAAAUGAAGAAGAACAAGAAGAACAAGAAGAACAAGAACACAGGAACAAAAAU
Messenger RNA from Penaeus chinensis, 4262 nucleotides. RefSeq names its product plasma membrane calcium-transporting ATPase 2-like. Gene Ontology annotation, biological process: calcium ion transmembrane transport; regulation of cytosolic calcium ion concentration. Gene Ontology annotation, cellular component: membrane; intracellular membrane-bounded organelle. Gene Ontology annotation, molecular function: P-type calcium transporter activity; ATP binding; ATP hydrolysis activity. NCBI's taxonomy places the organism in Eukaryota, Metazoa, Arthropoda, Malacostraca, Decapoda, Penaeidae. The record is from RefSeq and is a predicted model, not a curated record.